Molecule: messenger RNA, 1539 nt
Organism: Camellia sinensis
Lineage: Eukaryota; Viridiplantae; Streptophyta; Magnoliopsida; Ericales; Theaceae
Product: zinc finger CCCH domain-containing protein 20
Molecular function (GO): metal ion binding
Source: RefSeq, a predicted model, not a curated record
AUGCCUUCUCUCACUUCACGUCCGAAACAAAGACGAGAGAGGACGACGACGACGAUGAUGAUGAUGAUGAUCAACAACGGCGAUACUACUCGUUCAAAUCCGACCGUCCAAGUACCCCCAUGGACCCACAUAGACGAUCCUACGGUCAACAUGCCCUCACCCUUCUCAUCAAUCACCAGCAAUGAUACUCCCACCACCUUCGACGCCGUGACGGCGGCUCUCCGCCGCUACCUUCCGUCGAACACCGCCGAUUUUCACGGCGAGGACUGUGACAUUCCGGUGGACGCGUUCGCAUGCGAUCACUUCCGUAUGUUCGAGUUCAAGGUGAGGAAGUGUGCUCGAGGUAGGUCCCACGACUGGACGGAGUGUCCGUACGCACAUCCCGGUGAGAAGGCUCGCCGCAGAGACCCCCGGAAGUUUCACUACUCCGGCACCGCCUGCACCGAGUUUCGCAAAGGUCAGUGUGUCAAGGGCGACUCGUGCGAGUUCGCUCACGGCGUAUUUGAGUGCUGGCUCCACCCUGCUCGCUAUCGUACGCAGCCUUGUAAGGACGGUACGCAGUGUCGCCGCCGAGUCUGUUUCUUCGCUCACACUCCUGACCAGCUUCGUGUCUUGCCUACUAGUCCUCGAAUGAGUGAUUCGUUCGAUGGGUCUGCGGGUCGACUCGGUUUCGAUUCGUAUUUGGCUAAUGGGUCUCCGCCGGUGUCGCCGCCGUCUGACUCGCCACCCAUGUCGCCGAACUCGGUGAGUGAACUCGCUGCUUCUAUGAGGAGUCUGCAGAUUGGGAAGGUGAAUAUGAACAUGAGUCAGCCUGCUUUUGGUUUUCAAAUUGGUUCUGGGUUUUGCUCGCCCCGAAGUCCGUCUACUCUCCGACCCGCUUUCCGAAGCCUACCCACCACUCCGACUCAGACAGUGACUCGGUCCGGACUCGGUGUGUUUGAUCUCUGGGAACAGACCUGUGAGGAGGAGCCUGUAAUGGAGAGGGUAGAGUCAGGGAGAGGCGUCCGUGCAAAAAUAUACGCCAAACUCAGCAAGGAAAACUCACUCGGCCGAGGCGACUCGGCUGGUCCGGGUCCGGAUAUCGGGUGGGUUUCUGAACUGAUUAACUGACUCGUGACCUCUAUGGAUCCGGUUUGAUUGAUUGUUUUGCGCAAAUGGGUACGGGCCAUUGCCGUUUCGGAUCUUCUGGCUGACUUUGUGAAUAUUAAGACGUUUAAGCGAAGAUUAAUUGUACAUUAAUCUAUGUAUUGUAAAUACGCUUUCAGAAGCAAGAGAUUAGGGAUUAAUCUCUUUUUUGUGGUGCUUUAAUUUUUGGAAGAAAAAAAAAUGGAAAUUCAAGUAUGUAUAUGAACAUGAAUAUGGAUUUUUGUUGGGGGGUGGGGGGGACUGCAGGAGAAACGGUGUGGUGUUUUGUUGGUUGAAUUAUUAUUUGGGUUCUCAUGAAUCGUAUUUUUCUCGAAUUUUCUUGUCUAAUUUUCUUGAGAAAGUGAUAAAUCUUUGUAAACUGUUAAUCAAUAUAAUAUGUUUCCAUUUAUGUUA